AUUCAAAUUCAAAAACCACACUCACUCACUCCCUCCGCUCUCUUUCUAAAUCCGCUUCAUCUUCCAUCACACCACCAACAAUGUCAGCAAUUACAAACAACACCCAUCCCUUAACAACACCCACAAAAACCCCUUCUAACAAGAGACACCACACCCCAAAUUCCACCGUAAACGCUUCCCGAUUCGAAGCCUACAACAGAUUACAGGCAGCCGCCGUUGCCUUCGGUGAAAAACUCCCCAUUCCUGAAAUAGUCGCAGUCGGCGGCCAAUCUGAUGGCAAAAGUUCGCUUCUCGAAGCAUUACUCGGGUUUCGGUUUAAUGUUCGGGAAGUUGAAAUGGGUACUCGUCGACCUCUUAUUCUUCAGAUGGUUCAUGACCCUACUGCUCUUGAACCUCGCUGCCGAUUUCAGGAAGAGGAUUCUGAGGAAUAUGGAAAUCCUAUUCUGUCAGCCACAACAAUUGCGGAUAUCAUAAAAUCACGAACUGAGGCACUCUUGAAAGUCACUAAAGCUGCAGUUUCUGCUAAGCCAAUUGUGAUGAGAGCUGAGUAUGCACAUUGUCCUAAUCUCACCAUUAUUGACACUCCAGGUUUUGUCCUUAAGGCAAAGAAGGGAGAGCCAGAGAAGACACCUGAGGAGAUUCUUUCAAUGGUGAAGUCAUUGGCUACACCUCCCCAUCGUAUUCUCUUGUUCCUUCAACAAAGUAGCGUGGAAUGGUGUUCAUCCCUGUGGCUGGAUGCAAUUCGGGAGAUUGAUCCAACUUUCAGAAGGACCAUAAUAGUUGUCUCCAAAUUUGAUAAUCGGCUUAAGGAAUUUGGUGACCGAUGGGAAGUGGACCGUUAUUUGAGUGCAAGUGGGUACCUAGGAGAUAAUACUCGUCCCUUCUACGUGGCUUUACCAAAGGACAGAAACACCAUCUCAAAUGAUGAGUUUCGCAGGCAAAUAUUUCAGGUGGAUUCCGAAGUAAUACGCCAUUUACGUGAUGGUGUGAAGGGUGGAUUUGAUGAAGAAAAAUUCCGGCCUUAUAUUGGUUUUAACAGUCUGAGGGACUUUUUGGAGUCAGAGCUGCAAAAGAGAUACAAAGAAGCUGCUCCUGCGACCCUAGCAUUGCUUGAGGAGCGUUGUUGUGAAGUUACUGGUGAGUUGGCCAAAAUGGAUUCAAAAAUACAGGCUACUUCUGAUGUUGCUCAUAUGCGCAGAUCUGCAAUGUUGCACACAGCUUCUAUUAGCAAUCAUGUGGGAGCUUUGAUUGAUGGAGCAGCAGAUCCUGCACCCGAGCAGUGGGGUAAAACAUCAGAGGAGGAACAGUCAGAGAGUGGUAUUGGGAGCUGGCCGGGUGUUACUGUCAACAUAAAACCUCCGAAUGCUACACUUAGGCUAUACGGAGGGGCUGCUUUUGAGAGAGUGAUACAUGAGUUCAGAUGUGCUGCGUAUUCCAUUGAAUGCCCUUCAGUGUCAAGGGAGAAGGUGGCAAAUAUAUUGCUAGCUCAUGCUGGCCGAGGAGGGGGUAGAGGUGUGACUGAAGCUGCUGCAGAGAUCGCCCGAGCUGCUGCCAGGUCAUGGCUUGCUCCUCUUCUUGACACUGCUUGCGACCGGCUUGCCUUUGUCUUGGGAAACCUCUUUGAUCUUUCUCUUGAAAGAAAUCAUAUGCGUGACUCAGAAUAUGCAAAGAGAAGCGAGAAUAUGGAUGGCUAUGUCGGUUUUCAUGCCGCCUUAAGACAUGCCUAUAGUCGAUUCAUUAGGGAUCUUUCCAAGCAGUGCAAACAAUUAGUGAGGCAUCAUCUUGAUUCAGUUACAAGUCCAUAUUCUCAAGUUUGUUAUGAGAAUGAUUUUCAAGGAGGCUUUGGGUUGAAUACAACUUCUUACUUCAAAAUCAACCAAGCAUCUGCCGGUUCAUUUUGUUUCGAGCUGUCCGAUGCCAGAGAAUCAUUCUGUGAUGAAACAAUGAGAGAUCAAGAGAACAUACCUCCAGAAAAGAAUGUACAACAAACCACUCCUGGAAAAGGUGCACAACCAAAAGAAGCUCUCAAAGAAUGCCAAAUGACUGUGCCAGAGACUCCCUCUCCUGACCAACCAUGUGAUGUGGUUUAUGCAGGGGCAAAGGAGCAUGGGAACUGCAUUGAAAUUGGACAAAAAAAGCGGAUUUCAAGAAUGACAGGAAACAGCAGAAAUAGUGAGCAUUUAAGAGUUCAAACUGGGGGAGGUCUUGUAUUUGGAAAUGGGGAUACUGGCUCAAGGUCAUGCUCAGCUUACUCAGAAAUAUGCUCAUCUGCUGGUCAGCAUUUUGCACGGAUACGCGAAGUUCUUGUAGAGCGGAGUGUGAUGUCAACUUUGAACUCUGGAUUUUUGACGCCUUGCCGCGAACGGCUGGUGGUGGCCCUUGGAUUGGAUUUGUUUGCUGUAAGUGAUGUGAAAUUCAUGGACAUGUUUGUUGCACCCGGGGCCAUUGAGAUACUACAGACUGAGCGGCAGUCUCUUCAGAAGCGGCAGAAAAUUCUCGAGUCGUGCUUGAAUGAGUUCAAAAGUGUUGCACAGGCUCUUUGAAAUGUCUCACACCUUGUGAACAUGCAUAAUUUUCCAGCCACAACUAGUGAUUUUGUUGUAUUUCAUUUCAUUAGCUCAACUUUUGUGUGUACAUAAUAUGUUUAGUGAUUUUCAUGCUUCUAGAUAGAUGUGUGAAAAAUCCGAACCAAACCGUAAUUAAACAGAAUCGAAGUUCGGUUGGGUUUGGUUUGUAACUAUAAAAAUUUCUAUCUUUUUGGUUUGGUUUGGGAGAAUGUUUUAA
Mercurialis annua (annual mercury) is the source of this 2784-nucleotide messenger RNA. RefSeq names its product dynamin-related protein 5A. The transcript has 9 exons. NCBI's taxonomy places the organism in Eukaryota, Viridiplantae, Streptophyta, Magnoliopsida, Malpighiales, Euphorbiaceae. Gene Ontology annotation, cellular component: cytoplasm; membrane; microtubule. The record is from RefSeq and is a predicted model, not a curated record. The coding region runs from base 81 to 2543 and encodes 820 amino acids. Gene Ontology annotation, molecular function: GTP binding; GTPase activity; microtubule binding.